Wickerhamiella sorbophila is the source of this 849-nucleotide messenger RNA. Its product is annotated as UDP-N-acetylglucosamine transporter yea4. Gene Ontology annotation, biological process: transmembrane transport. The transcript has a single exon. Gene Ontology annotation, cellular component: Golgi membrane; endoplasmic reticulum membrane. Lineage: Eukaryota; Fungi; Ascomycota; Dipodascomycetes; Dipodascales; Trichomonascaceae. The coding region runs from base 1 to 849 and encodes 282 amino acids. Gene Ontology annotation, molecular function: UDP-N-acetylglucosamine transmembrane transporter activity. The record is from RefSeq and is a predicted model, not a curated record.
AUGCUCGCUGGAGCGUUUUUGCUGGUUUUCGGCGGCUGCUGUAGUAAUUUGCUGUUUCUGGAGCAGCUUCUGAAGCAGAACAGCGAUAUUGGUGACGUUUUGACUUUUGCUCAGUUUCUGGCCAUAACUAUUGAAGGUAUUAUUUAUUAUUCUGUCAGGAACCGCCGGUUACCCGAAGUGCGCAAGUGGCUAGUGCCAUCUUUUCUCUAUUUUGCCGUCAGUAUUCUGAACAACAAAGUCUGGAAGUUCAAUGUAUCUGUGCAAAUGCACAGCAUCUUCCGGUCGUCAAACUCUCUGGUGGUUAUGUUAGUAGGUCUCUGUGCAGGUCGGCGAUUUUCCGGGCACCAGAUGGCCGCGGUCGGCAUCAUAACUGCAGCGGUGGUUGCCGCGACACUGAGGAAACCGAGCGAGGGGUCCACUUUAGGGUUCUUUAUGCUCUUACUAGCGUCGCUAUUGAGUGCCUUUCAGAGUCUUUACGUUGAGAAAAUGCAGACGUCUGGUCGGGAAAUGAUGCUUAUGCUGCACUUGUGCAGUUUACCGUAUUUCGUAUUUUUUCAAAAGCAGAUACAAGACCAAUGGUCUAGAAUCACCAAUUUGAAGCUGCUGCUUGCCAAUUGCCUAACGCAGUGGGUUUGCGUUGCUGGCGUGAACCAAUUAGCCCCGGCAGGCGCCUUGACGACCAGCGUCGUGCUGACCCUACGCAAGUUCGUUUCCCUGGUGCUGAGCGGGUAUCUUUUCAAUCAGUUUUCAUACACGUUAUUUAUCUGUGGCAUUAUUGUUUCUGUUGGCGCGAUAUACUACGCCAAAGCACCGCGAGUUCCAAAUCAAUUGAAAAUGAAACAGAGUUGA